GCCGGCCCCAUAUGGAAAGGUGCGUGCAUUUACCCUAUCCAGGCCGUGGAAGCGAAGUUGAGAGUUUAUGUUCGACUGAACAGGACUUCCUCCACUGAACCAUGGUCUCGGCUGCUUUUCAAAUCAUGGGCAUGGCCCUCUCUGUAGUGGGCUGGAUCGGGGCAAUCAUCACGUGCGCCCUGCCUAUGUGGAAGGUCACGGCUUUCAUCGGCACCAACAUUGUGACGGCUCAGAUCACCUGGGAGGGGCUGUGGAUGAGCUGCGUGGUGCAGAGCACCGGCCAGAUGCAAUGCAAGGUCUACGACUCCAUGCUGGCCCUGCCUCAGGACAUGCAAACCGCCCGGGCUCUCAUGGUCAUCUCCGUGCUUCUGGCCCUGUUCGCCCUGAUGGUUGGCAUUGUGGGCGCCAAAUGCACCAACUGCGUGGAGGAAGAAGAUGUCAAGGCACGUAUCAUCAUCAUCUCCGGAGCCACCUUUGUGGUAGCGGGAGUCCUUUGCCUCAUCCCAGUCUGUUGGUCGGCCAACACUAUAAUCCGGGAGUUCUACAGCCCACUGGUUAUAGAGGCUCAGAAGAGAGAGCUGGGAUCCUCCCUCUACCUUGGUUGGGCUGCUGCUGCUUUGAUGAUCCUCGGAGGAGCACUGCUCUGUUGCAACUGCCCCAAGAAAGAAAGCAACAACUACAGUGCUCGAUACACGGCUGCUGUCUCUCAACCCCGCAGCGAUUACCCCAGCAAGAACUAUGUUUAAGAGUCUCCCACCGAGAUGAUGCAGUUGCCAUCCUGAAAGCUCGUUCCUGGUGGACUCCCUGAGAGCAGUAGAACUGCAUAAUGAAUGUCCCUAUGGAGAACAGAGCUUCCCAACGUUUCUGGCCCAUCAGUAUUCUUCCUUCCCCGUUACUGCUAGAUAGAUUGACUCCCACGUGUCUCAGCUCUUCUUCUGGACAGGAUCCUUGAUUUGCGAUAGAAGAAUUCAGUAUAGAUAGAUAGGUGUUGAAUCAAAGUCCUGUUUCCAAGUAGUUUGUGAUAAAGGCAUUUGUGUGCUCUUGCCCCCACCCUUCCAUUCCACAAUCUGAAACUGUCUGUGAUGGCUCAGAGAUCAAAUCCUGUUCAAUAGGAUCAUAUGGGGGUGGGGUGGGGGGGUGGAAAUGGUUAUCU
Molecule: messenger RNA, 1153 nt
Organism: Candoia aspera
Lineage: Eukaryota; Metazoa; Chordata; Lepidosauria; Squamata; Candoiidae
Product: claudin-4-like
Exons: 2
Coding region: 102-746 (214 amino acids)
Biological process (GO): cell adhesion; bicellular tight junction assembly
Cellular component (GO): bicellular tight junction; plasma membrane
Molecular function (GO): structural molecule activity
Source: RefSeq, a predicted model, not a curated record